CCCUUCCGGUUCCCUUCCACCCAUUCCCAUUGUCUCUUAGACCUUGUCUGGCUGGCGUGUCUCCUCCUUCGUCUCUCUCUCUCUCUCUCUCCGUCGCUCGUCCAUGGCCCUGUCGACCCGACCUUUCUUGCCUACCUACUAGAUACACCUUGCCUAAAUAAGUGGUGGUGUCUGUCGGUCUGGCGUCUGGUGUCCGGUGUCUGGUGUCUGGUGUCCCCAAGGUUCCCUUCCUUCUUGCCUGCGACGAGAUACAAAACCCAAGACUGCCUGCCCACCCCUCUUUCGUUGCCGCGCCUUCCCUUCCCUUUUCCACCCCUCGGUGGCCAUCUCUCGUCUCUUCUUCCCACUUCCUCCUCUCUUCUCGAGCCAUCGUCGUCUCACCGAUACUCUUCGCCGCCCACCGACCGCUCGUGAACCUAAGCCAACCUUACCUUCCAACGUCUCCCUCCCGGACCCCAUCGACCAAUAUCCCUUGCUCGGCGACAUCGGCGUCACGACGUAUGCAGCCGGUCACAAGAGAAACCAAAACCCAUCGAGUCACCGUCACCCCUCUUUUCGUCUACCUAAUAAGAAGACGAACAGGCUGCCUUCACCCUCGCCCAGCUCCUUUCACUGCCUUACUUGGCCCAUCUCACCUUGCCUAGCCUCCUCCUGAGUAGUCAUCCUCAACGAUACUCAUACACACCACUUCAUAUAAGGUAUCACAUCCCUCUGCCUCGAUCCCCCGCCUUGAAUGGCUCUCACGCACAAUCCUCUUACACGCUCCUCCUUUCAUCCCUACUCCAUCACCGCCCUGCGACAAGAGUAAGAGCGAACAAGCAGAUUAAGAGACACAGACCGCUCUUAAUACUAGUUUGUUACGAGGAAUGCCAAACAGUCGUUUUUCCUCUCUCAUUUUUAUUCUAAAAAAAUUCCCCACGGCAUGAAACUCCAUCGUCCUUACCCAGACUGCAUCUUACCUGAUACGGCCAAAGAAGACAGACGCCUGCAUCCCGCUCCUUUGCGAACAUCCGACUAACUUCUGAAAGCGGCAUGAUCCAGCGGCCCAUCCCAGUGUCUUAGCAGCAGCGCCCCUCACCUCACAGCCGCAUCACGUCCCGCCCGACUCUUACACUUCGUUCCGCCUCGACCACCCCAGGUACCAACCUACUUUGAGCACCUUGUGCAUCACGCCUAAAGGACACGAACUACAUCCCAAAAAGGUAAACCUCGAUGGGUUACUGGGGAGUAAACAUUUCGAGCCGACCCUGGAAACUCUUUAUCGCCAAUCGAUAAAACCAGCAGCUACUCUUAAUUGAACGCAUUCCGAAACCUCCAGACUCACCCGCAUCUACCCCUCCUCCAGUCAGUUUGCGACGACUUGCCAACAGAUUACAUUCGUUUCGGAACCCCCUCACUUGAACGAUCCGCUUGCCUCGACCACCGGCAACUUGUACGACGACGAACGCACCUUCUGAUCGAUUGAACAAGGGCUUAGAAGAAGCAAGCGAGCGACGCCGUGCAGCUGCAUACAAACAGAGAAAUCAGGCGACAACAAGGAGGGGAAUAAAGAAAAGAGCCAAGUUAUUUGGUGAAAGAGAGACUGUGAUUCUCCAAUACAGGCAAUACUAGCCACGAUUCAGAAGCCGGCUUCACAGCGAUAGGCUAGAGGACUUACCUCACGCAACGGUGGAAGGGAUUCACAGCAUGGACGAAGCCAUGGAUUACGCAUACCAUCAUCCAGAGCAGUCUCAGGGUCAGGCACAGAAUCCGUACGCACAACAGCGACCACGAUGCCCUUAUUUCCUCAACAGAGAAGGCCAACAGCAACUCCCUGGGAUGCCACAGCACCGCUCAACAAUGCACUACGACCCUGUUCACUCCUCAGCGAACUACCCAAAUUGGCAGCCUCAAGUGCCACCGAUACCUGGGCCAUAUCACUGGCAACACCAACCCCACUUGAUGAACCACCGGGGACAUCCAGCACCCCAGCACCGGCCUUCGAACUCGGCCUCUGAGGCACCUUACUACAACCAUGUGCCUGUUCCGAACUUUGGCAAUGUGGCUGGUGGCUACUCAGGGGCACCUCCAAGUGAGAUGGUAGGCCCUCCAACCAUGCAGCCGUCGUUCCCUCAUACGCAGCUCCCUUCGGUGAGAUUCAAUCUUGCGACGGCCCUACCAGCAGGCCAUCCGGCACAAGGCCAGCCGUUCUAUACCAGCUCCGAGAGGAACUUUGGUGGGCAGAAUGCUGCACCUCGCCACAACACCUUUAACACGGCUUCUCACUCUGUGAAUACAUCAAAUCCUCCGGUACCACAAACUAGCUCAGAACAUCUUGUGGCAGCCCCGAAUCCUCCCCAGGUCGAGACAUCAGACUCUACUGGAGGUACAAAUCAAGCCCCAUCUUCCGGGACCAGCAUCCAGUUUGGAUCUGCUCCUCCUUCAUCUACUCUCCACCGCAGCACUGCAACCUUUCCCAAUCCGCCAUAUGACGUUCAUCAACCUAAUUCAGGCGCCUCAUCUUCUGGAGCCUCGAGCUCAUCAAGCAGCUUGGGCUCGCACCACCAUCCAGAGCGACGUCGAGUCCCUGCCAUUCGGCGCGCGUCCAGAAGACAAAGCCCUCUUUCCGACAGUGAUGUCGAUUCCGACCGAAGCGCGCUCGAACAGGUCAUAGCAUUGGCUGGAAACCCAACGCAAAUGGCACGUCAUAUUAUGACUCUGGAAGAAGACCACGUUCGGGCCGCUCAGUUCAUGCGUGGCUCUGUGACCACGAAAUAUGUGGCGUCUUCGUCUGCUAUCCAAUCUCUUCAGAGCGUUCCGAUCACCGAGCUAUCAGAAAGCGAAAGAACCUGUGUCAUCUGCUACAAUGAAUUCGGUGUGGAAACACCCGAGGGCGUGAAGGAGGCUCCGCUGCGACUGCCCAAAUGCAAACAUGUAUUUGGUGAUCACUGCAUCAAGAAAUGGUUUGAGGAGUCGGACAGCUGCCCUUACUGCAGAGAUAAGGUGCCACACGAAGCCAGGAUCACAUCCACACACCCGAACUUUGACCGGUACUACCGCAAUCGUGGUCAUGUGAACCUUGGAAAUCUUGCUGGUUACGCUGGCUACAUGCGAGACAGGGACGCUAGUCUUGCGCAGGACGACGCCAACCGCUCGCAAGGAUCUGGAUCUAGCCAUGGUGAACGCCGCUCUCCCCCGACAGACAGCGGUGAAAGUCGGCGUAGGAUUCGACCUCGUACUGGUAUUCAAGGGCCAGGGUCACCAACAUUCAGCAGCAGCCGGCCCAGACCAGUAUCCAGCACAUACGAGAGUAACAGGAGAGCGCAUGCUGCAAUUCCUGCUCUACUCCCACCUCGUGGAGCUUUCACAUCCAACGGCUCCAGUCGUACGAACCACGGUGCUAUAUCACAGGUGUCCUUUUCCGGUCCCAACAUGCAUCAACACCAUCAGGCAACUGGCUUUGCAGGUCUAGGAGAGACUGGGAGCGCCUCGUCGCAAGGAGUUCCGAUAACCGCACGCCACCCUAACGGAGCUGCGCCAACCGCUCUUGGCGUGCCUGAGGGGCUCCAUGGGAACGGAUAUUUGAACCCCGCGAACCGAACCUCACUGCCGGCAGUCCUUCCGGGCCCUUGGAUCGGAGACCUAACAGCACCCGACGAAAGCCAUCGGCGUAUGAUGGGUAGUGAGAAUGGAGUGCCGCUUCAAGCCAACCCAUGGGUACGGGAAUAGGGAAGUCAACAUGGACUUGGCGGCUGUGGACAGCGUAGGCGUGGACGGCGUGGCCAGUGGAAACGUAAUUGGUAUACUGGAUAUGGGGGACAGUUUCACUAACCAGUCUACAAUUUUCUUUCGUGGAAAGGCUCGGUUUGGCAUGCAGGAUGACCUUUGACACAGAUCGACCACGGCGUUUAUUUUUUUCAUUUUUUCGGUGGUCAUGGCGUUUCAGGGAACCAGGGAUCGUCAUCUUCGUGAUGGCAUGAUUCAGGAUUCAAAGUCUCUCGGUAGGAUUCAUGAGGUCCGUUGGAUCUGACUGGUUUUAAGGGCUGACCAUUUGGGGGGGCCGGCCUGAGUGCACACAUCAUCAAUACAUUUCACGGGGCACUCACUUAUUUGGUGUUGGCCUGUUAGCCUUGAUACGCAAACAACGCGGCACCGCACACAUGGCGGAAGCGACACAGCAAGCUAGUCUAGUUGGUUCUAGUUAGUUGAGCGGACGAAUACAUGACUCUAUCCCACUC
Molecule: messenger RNA, 4217 nt
Organism: Colletotrichum scovillei
Lineage: Eukaryota; Fungi; Ascomycota; Sordariomycetes; Glomerellales; Glomerellaceae
Exons: 3
Coding region: 1687-3708 (673 amino acids)
Source: RefSeq, a predicted model, not a curated record